GACGACUCAGCACAAGACACAACCACGGAGGCCUCUUGAAGAAGCAAACAGACAGGGAGAGACAUAGGCACAAGGACAAGAGACGAGGAGUCAGGGACGCGCUUGUAUGCAGAGAAGCUACACGCCUUCACGCGCAGGCAAUACAGAUUCGCCGUUUGACCUGGGCACCUACAACACACCAGACAGGCGGCCCUCGACCAGUAUGGUUACGCCGCUGCCAAACGACAAGAUGUCUAAUUCUCUGGAAGACCUCAUUCCGCUUGUCAAUAAGCUGCAAGAUUUGGUCUUCAACACGAUCGGCUCUGAUACAAUUGACUUGCCGCAGGUUGUCGUUGUAGGCAGUCAAUCAAGUGGCAAGUCCUCUGUCCUUGAAAACAUUGUGGGACGUGACUUUUUACCGCGAGGAACAGGUAUUGUGACGAGACGACCCUUGAUCCUACAACUCGUCAAUACAGCGCCGCAUAAGAGUGCUUUGUCAAAAUCACCGCGUGGAUCGGGGUCGACUGGAGCGCGUCAGGUGUCUGCGCUGCAAUCACCGUCGCCAGUAACGCCCAAUACACAAGCUGAAGGUGAUGAUGAAUGGGCGGAAUUCCUACAUCUCCCUUCGCGUCGUUUUCAAGACUUCAAUCAAGUGCGUACAGAAAUCGAGCAAGAGACAUCGCGCAUUGCUGGCCUCAAUAAGGGUAUCAAUCGACAGCCCAUUCAUCUCAAGAUCUACUCGCCGCAUGUUUUGAAUUUGACACUGGUGGACUUGCCUGGACUGACCAAGAUUCCAAUUGGUGACCAGCCUGGUGAUAUUGAGCGUCAAGUCCUGGCAUUAAUCAGGGAGUAUAUUGCAAAGCCCAAUAGCAUUAUCCUUGCUGUCUCACCAGCCAAUGUGGAUCUCGUCAACUCGGAAGGUCUGAAACUAGCACGACAAGUGGAUCCACAAGGGAAAAGAACUAUUGGUGUCUUGACAAAGCUCGAUUUGAUGGAUCACGGCACCAAUGCGCUUGACAUCCUCUCUGGCCGUGUAUAUCCACUCAAACUUGGCUUCAUUGGGUGUGUCAAUCGCAGUCAGCAAGACAUCCAAGGUGGCAAACCGCUUGCCGAUGCGCUCGGUGCAGAACGAGAGUUUUUCGGCAACCACCCAGCUUACCGCAAUAUCGGCAACAAGUGCGGUACGGCUGUGCUUGCCAAGACGUUGAAUACAAUCCUCAUGCAGCAUAUCCGCGAGAAGUUACCCGAUAUCAAGGCUCGGCUGAAUACACUGAUUGGCUCAACACAGCAUGAACUCAACACGCUCGGUGGUGAGAUGAUGGGAAAGGCACAUCGCGGCUCAACCAUCUUACAACUCAUGACCCGUUUCGCUACACGCUUUGUUGCUUCCAUUGAUGGCACCUCUUCUGAAAUCUCAACAAAGGAGUUGAGUGGUGGUGCGCGUGUCUACCACAUCUUUCAUGCAGUCUAUGGCAAUGCCCUCUCACAAAUUGACCCAACGUUCAAUUUGAGUACGGGUGAUAUUCGCACAGCGAUACGCAAUGCAACAGGUCCACGCGCCUCAUUAUUCGUCCCAGAGUUGGCAUUUGACUUGCUUGUAAAGCCACAAAUCCAAUUACUGGAACCACCGAGUCAACGAUGCGUGGAACUUGUAUAUGAGGAGCUCAUGAAGAUUUGUCAUGCUUGCGGUGGGAAUGAACUUGCACGGUACCCGAAACUACAGAUGCGAUUGAUUGAGGUGGUGUCUGAUCUCUUAAGGGAACGACUUAAGCCAACAAGUGAUUAUGUCGAGAGCCUGAUUGCCAUUCAGCGUGCGUACAUCAAUACGAACCAUCCGAACUUCCUGGGUGGUGCAGGGGCAGUAUCGACUGUAUUGCAGCAGAAGAGUGAUAAGGAGCAACAACGGCUUCGAGAGCAACAGCCACAAUUGCCUGGUAGCCAUGGGUCAGGUCUGCAAACACCACAAACGGAUCGCAUGAAGCGUGAGUCUGUGAGCAAGCAUGCAAAACCACAUGAUGCGUAUAAAUUGCGUACAGGGUCGCCUGCACCUGGUGAUGGCAACAAUGACAAUGGUCGUGAUCAGUUUGGUUCAGAGCCUUCUACGAAUGGACAUACACGGACGUCUAGUAUGGCGCAAGUAGGGACUACUGCGAAUGCCAAAGAUGGGUUUUUGACAUACUUUUUCGGCAGCAAGGAGCAUGACCCUCAACAACACACUGGUGCUCCUCAAUUACCACCGCGUGCACAGGCCAUGGACCACCAUGCAGUGGUGCAUGAUGGAUUCCGAAUGACGAGUAUGACGCGACAAGCUGAGGAUAUUGCCAGCAGCAUGUCUGCUGACAUGCAGGAACCCCAACUGACGGAUCGGGAACAAAUGGAGACGGAUUUGAUUCGAAAUUUGAUUUCUAGUUACUUCCACAUUGUCAGGGAGACGGUACAGGACCAGGUGCCCAAGGCUGUGAUGCAUUUAUUGGUGAAUCACAGCAAGAGUGCGAUUCAAAAUCGAUUGGUGGCUGAGCUGUACAAGGAGGAGUACUUUGACAUGCUGCUGUACGAGGAUGAGGGGAUUGCACAGGAGCGAGACAAGUGUGCGACGCUGCUUGGCGUGUACAGCGAGGCGAGCAAGAUCAUCCAGGAGGUGUUGUAGUCCAUCAGCCGUGUAGCUCGCUCAGUCGCGGCCAAUUUUUUGUGUUGGGACUCAACUGACACGAGCAGCCAACAGCAGCAGCAAGUAGACAACCAGAGCCACAGAGACAGG
Molecule: messenger RNA, 2737 nt
Organism: Protomyces lactucae-debilis
Lineage: Eukaryota; Fungi; Ascomycota; Taphrinomycetes; Taphrinales; Protomycetaceae
Product: Dynamin central region-domain-containing protein
Exons: 3
Coding region: 107-2626 (839 amino acids)
Biological process (GO): mitochondrial fission; peroxisome fission
Cellular component (GO): peroxisome; membrane; microtubule
Molecular function (GO): GTPase activity; microtubule binding; GTP binding
Source: RefSeq, a predicted model, not a curated record